GCGCCGCGGCGCGGCCGCUCGAGCGACACCAUGGCGGACAAGUCGCAGAGCGAGUUCGCGCAGCUCCAGCGGGAGUACCGCCACAUGGAACUCAAUCGGAAAUCCUACGCCGAUGAGUCCUACAGCGUGCUGCGGAAGCAGCAGGCGACCAUCGCGAAGCUGCGCAAGGACAACGAGGCCCUGAAGCAGGAGCUCGGCAUGGAGACGCGGCACUCGACGCUGAAGCCGAACGAGUCGACGGAGAAGAACGCGCGGCUCCAGGAGGAGAGCGAGAAGUUCGCCCGCCUCAUGUCCGACGAGCAGAAGCGCAUCGAGUACCUCGACGAGCAGAUCUCCACGAUCAAGAUGCGCACGAUCCAGCAGCGGAAGACGAUGGGCGGCGUCAACGCCGCGCGCGAGAACCAGGCCAUGGUCCAGAAGCAGAUCAAGAUCUUAGAGAACCGCCUCGACCAGGCGCUCGUCAAGUUCAACCAGGCGCUCGCGAAGAACAAGGCGCUCCGCGAGGCCAUCGACGACCUCCGGCGCGAGCGCGUCGUCUUCGACAACAUCUACCGCAAGCUCGAGCGCGAGCUCCACGAGAAGAAGAAGCAGAUGGCCAACGUCAUCGAGAUCAGCAACAACGCCUACGAGCACCGCGACAACUACCAGCUCGAGAUCGCGGCCAUCGAGCAGGCGAACCGCAAGGAGCAGGACGACUUCGAGGCGCAGAUGGUCGAGCUCGGCCGCGUGCUCGAGAACGAGCUCCAGGUGCCGCCGCCCACGCUCCUCGGCAACGGCGCGCCGGGCACGGCCAAGUCCAACGGCGGGACCGCGGGCGGCGACCCGGCCGCGGCGGACGGCCGCGGGCCCGGCGGCAAGAAGUCGAAACCGAAGGGCGGCGGCGGCGUCUCCAAGGAGAAGCUCGAGCUCCAGGUCGGCGAGGAGCGCGUCCAGAACUUCGAGGAGGCCUUCAACCGCAUCAAGGCCGCCACGGGCAUCUCCGCGAUCGACGAGCUCGUCCGCAUGUUCAUCAAGAACGAGGACCAGAACUUCUCGCUCUUCAACUACGUCAACGAGCAGACCAACGAGAUCGAGAAGCUCGAGGAGCAGGUCCAGGCGCUCCAGGACGAGCAGGCCAAGUACACGCAGGAGAGCGGCGACGACGUGAACCAGCACAAGCUCAUCUUGUUGGACCUGGAGUCGAAGCUCGCGACGACGGAGGCGAACGCGUCCAAGUACGAGUCCAAGUGCGAGGAGUACCAGGCCGUCAUCGACUCCCUCAAGAAGGCCAUCGCGUCGGCCUUCACGAAGACCCAGUGCGAGCGCGCGUCCAGCGAGAUCUUCGCCGACUCGUCCGUGACCGAGGCGAACAUGCUGUCGUACCUCGCGAUCAUCGAGGAGCAGUGCAACACGAUCAUCAAGGACUACGUCGCCGUCAAGGCGCGGCAGCACAAGCAGACGAGCGCCGAGGCCGCCGACGUCGCCGGCGCCGCGCCGCCGCCGUCCGUGCUCGGCAUGGGCCCGACGACGCCCAUGGGCCAGGACCUCAUCCACGUGAACCCGCCCAAGCUCGAGGACUACUCGUCCGAGGAGGAGGACGACGACGACGAGGGCGAGACGCGGCCGCUGACGCGCGACGAGCUCAAGGCCAAGACGCUGAACCGCAUGUACCGCCGCGUCCAGAACCGCGGCGACCCCGCGCUCCGCGGCACGGGCAAGUACGGCGGCUCCGCGGGCGCGACGCGGAACUCGGCGAAGAAGGGCGGCGGCCUCAAGUAG
Messenger RNA from Aureococcus anophagefferens, 1758 nucleotides. RefSeq lists its product as hypothetical. The annotation marks the transcript as partial. The record is from RefSeq and is a predicted model, not a curated record. Lineage: Eukaryota; Pelagophyceae; Pelagomonadales; Pelagomonadaceae. The transcript has a single exon.